CAGGAGGCGGUGAUGCAGGAGGCAGAGCUGAGGAGUCUCUGACCUAUUCCCCAGAGCACUAUGACACUGAAGUGCAGCAGCAGGUGCCUGGUACUGGCCAGGCUGCCUCCUGCCCUGCAGCUCAAAGCUGAGCUCCUGCAAAGACCUGCCAUCACUGAUCCCAGAGGGAAGGGAACACCACUGGAGACACCAUGCGUGAGUGCAUCUCCAUUCAUGUCGGCCAGGCUGGAGUUCAGAUAGGAAAUGCGUGCUGGGAACUCUUCUGCCUGGAGCACGGCAUUCAGCCGGAUGGCACCUUCAAGGACCAGAACAGUCAACUCAACUACGAUGACUCUUUUACCACAUUUUUCAAUGAAACAGUCACUGGGAAGCAUGUGCCACGGGCUGUAAUGGUGGAUUUGGAACCAAGUGUAGUAGAUGAAGUGCGGGCUGGCACCUUCCGGCAGCUUUUCCAUCCAGAACAACUGAUCACUGGAAAGGAAGACGCAGCUAAUAACUACGCCCGUGGCCACUACACCAUUGGCAAGGAAAGCAUUGAUGUGGUACUUGAUCGUGUUCGUAAGCUGACAGAUGCCUGUUCUGGACUGCAGGGAUUCUUGAUCUUUCACAGCUUUGGUGGAGGCACUGGCUCUGGCUUUACCUCCUUGCUGAUGGAGCGUCUCUCUGUGGAUUACGGGAAGAAGUCCAAACUAGAGUUUGCCAUCUACCCUGCCCCUCAGGUCUCCACCGCUGUGGUGGAACCCUACAAUUCUAUCCUCACAACACACACCACCCUGGAACACUCAGACUGUGCUUUCAUGGUGGACAAUGAGGCCAUCUAUGAUAUCUGUCGCAGAAACCUAGACAUUGAGCGCCCAACUUACACUAACCUCAACCGCCUAAUUAGCCAGAUUGUCUCCUCCAUCACUGCCUCGCUGCGCUUUGAUGGUGCCCUCAAUGUGGAUCUGACAGAGUUCCAGACAAACCUGGUUCCCUACCCACGCAUCCACUUCCCCUUAGUGACCUAUGCCCCCAUCAUCUCCUCUGACAGAGCGUAUCACGAGCAGCUCUCAGUGGCUGAAAUCACCAAUGCCUGCUUUGAGCCCAACAACCAGAUGGUGAAGUGUGACCCACGACAUGGGAAGUACAUGGCCUGCUGCAUGCUCUACCGAGGUGAUGUAGUUCCCAAAGAUGUCAAUGUAGCAAUUGCUGCCAUCAAGACCAAGAGAAAUAUCCAGUUUGUUGACUGGUGUCCAACAGGCUUCAAGGUUGGGAUCAACUAUCAGCCUCCCACAGUAGUUCCUGGCGGAGACCUCGCCCAGGUUCAGCGAGCAGUCUGCAUGCUGAGCAACACCACAGCCAUUGCAGAGGCCUGGGCAAGGCUCGACCACAAGUUUGAUCUGAUGUACGCCAAGAGAGCAUUUGUGCACUGGUAUGUGGGUGAAGGUAUGGAGGAAGGAGAAUUUGCAGAGGCUCGUGAGGACCUAGCUGCCCUGGAGAAGGACUAUGAAGAAGUGGGAACUGACUCGUUUGAGGAUGAAAACGAUGGGGAGUAAUUUUAAAAUAUACGGUGCUCCCAAUGA
Anas platyrhynchos (mallard) is the source of this 1562-nucleotide messenger RNA. Its product is annotated as tubulin alpha-8 chain. Gene Ontology annotation, biological process: microtubule-based process. Gene Ontology annotation, cellular component: microtubule. Lineage: Eukaryota; Metazoa; Chordata; Aves; Anseriformes; Anatidae. Gene Ontology annotation, molecular function: GTP binding; structural constituent of cytoskeleton. The record is from RefSeq and is a predicted model, not a curated record.